AUGCCGUCCGUCAAGUACUUCAUCCUCGUCUCUUGGCUCGUGGCCAUAGCCUGCGGUUUGGUUGAUCCUCAGCUGAAGAAGACCCACGGGGAGGUGAACAGAGGAGGGAGAUGGGGUAUCCUCAAUAUCAGGUCUUCUGCACGCUGCCUGCUGCAGCUGAGAGGGGGCAUAGGAGCGGAUGUUCCCGUCCCACGCGUUCACAUAGAUGAUCUGAAGCGAGCAUGCAAUGUUUCAGAAGCAGAGGAGGAGGAGGAGGAGGCGGAGGAGGGUGAGAAUAUGCAGGAUGAGAAGAGGGUCCUCCCGCACGACGACGUCAUGACGGCCGAUCAGUGCAUAGGGUUCGCAGAAACUGCGUUCGAGGAAGGAAGGUACGACGAUGCUGUGGACCUGCUGACGGUGGCGAUCGAGGAGAAAAUAGACAACUUUGAGGAAGACUCGGUGGAGUGCGUGCGAGCCGUGCUCAUGCUGUCUCGAUCGUUGUACGAGAAGGAGGUGCUGUCCAACUUCUCCGACGCCAACUCCUCCUACGUCAACAAGGACGCCUCCGCUGACUCCGACGGCUCUGACGACGAUUGCUUCAACCCCAUGCAGAGCGCGUGGACGGCGCUGAAGCAGGCGAGAGAGGUGCUGGAGAGGAAGGGCAAGGACGACAAGCUGCUGGCCGAGGUGUUUGUGGAGAUGUCAAAGUGGAUCAUGAGCCCUUGGUCGAGGACGGUGGAUGUGCAGUGGGAGAAGGAGCGAGCGAGGAUAGUGAGUGCGGUGAAGUGUAUGAAGAGGUGCUUGAAGAUCAGAUACAACCUGUUCAGCGAAGACGCGAGGGAGAUAGCCGAGGGCAAGGAGCGCUUGCAAGAGCUGCAGGACAAGCUUGACCGUGAAGCUUGUGCGCUUCACAACUGA
Messenger RNA from Guillardia theta CCMP2712, 897 nucleotides. RefSeq lists its product as hypothetical. The coding region runs from base 1 to 897 and encodes 298 amino acids. The transcript has 2 exons. Lineage: Eukaryota; Cryptophyceae; Pyrenomonadales; Geminigeraceae. The record is from RefSeq and is a predicted model, not a curated record.